GGACGCCCCGCACCCCGCUCUGCCCGGGAGACCCAGGCUCCUCGCUCACCAGGAGUCACCGCGGCCGGUCCUGGCUGGCGCGGGGGGUGGCGGGGGGUUGGGGGGACACGACCGGGAUUUUCCUAAUCUUCACCCGGCGUCCCCCGGCCCCCGAAACUGUGUUGCUUUCGGACCCCAUUCCUGCUGCCGGCCUCUCUUGCAUGGAGUCAGGCGUCGGAGAGGGUCUGGGGGCGCCGCGGCCUGGCCCCCGCCCCGCCCGCAGCCCCGCUCCUCCCCGCCGCCCCACUUGCGGCCCCGCCGGCAGCCGCGCAGGGACAGCUGCAUUUCUCGCCGCCCGCCGCUAGGAAACUGGCCUCGCCUCGCAUUCUCCGCCUCCCGCGCCCCAGCCGCGCCGCCGCGCCGGGCCCGCCGCCGCCGCCGCGGGAUCGCGGCCCCUCCCCCGCCCGCCGGCCCCACCGGCCCGCGGGGAGCGGACGCGCGUGGCGGCUGCUCGGUGGGACCGUCCGUCCGUGGAGCCGGCCCCAGGAUGCCCCGGGGGUGUGGAUGACCAGCCGUGAAGCCCCACCCGGCCCAGGCCCGGAUGCCGCCGCCCAGCGAAGACCACUCGCUGAGGGCCGCCAGUGGCCCCGCGCCCUAGUCUCCUGACCCAGGGACCUCGCGCGUGCGGUUCCCGCCUGGCCGCCCCGGGGGAGGCGCGGGAGUGAGCUUCCCGACCCGCCCCGCCGAGCGAGGGCGACGGCGCAGGGAGCGGCCCCGGGGGAAGGGGCUCGGGCCGCCUGGAAACAUUCUCCCGCAGCGGCUCGGCAGGAUGACCAGCCUGUUCCGCCGGAGCAGCAGCGGCGGCGGCGGCGGCGGCGGGGGCGGCGGGGCGCGCGGGGCCGAGGGCAGCGCCGCGGCCGCCGCGCAGGAGCUCAACAACAGCCGGCCCGCGCGCCAGGUGCGCCGCCUCGAGUUCAACCAGGCCAUGGACGACUUCAAGACCAUGUUCCCCAAUAUGGAUUACGACAUCAUCGAGUGCGUGCUGCGCGCCAACAGCGGCGCGGUGGACGCCACCAUCGACCAGCUGCUGCAGAUGAACCUGGAGGCCGGGGGCGGCAGCGUCUACGAGGACAGCUCCGACUCGGAGGACAGCAUCCCCGCGGAGAUCCUGGAAAGGACUUUGGAACCUGAUAGCUCCGAUGAAGAGCCGCCCCCUGUGUACUCCCCACCGGCCUACCACAUGCACAUGUUCGACAGGCCUUACCCUCUGGCCCCCCCCACCCCGCCUCCCCGCAUCGAUGUCCUGGGCUCUGGACCCCCUUUGAGCCAGAGGCGCUAUCGAAACUGGAACCCACCACUGCUGGGCAACCUCCCCGAUGACUUUCUCCGCAUCCUGCCCCAGCAGCUGGAUAGCAUACAGGGUAACCUCGGGGGCUCCAAGUCCGUGAGUGGAGAGGGAGGCCUACCCCCUGCAGCCGGACCUGGGCCCCGGGACCAGGAGAGCCGCUGGAAGCAGUACCUGGAGGACGAGAGGGUCGCGCUCUUCCUGCAGAACGAGGAGUUCAUGAAGGAGCUGCAGCGCAACCGCGACUUCCUCCUCGCCCUGGAGAGAGAUCGAUUGAAAUACGAGUCCCAGAAAUCCAAAUCCAGCAGCACAGCUGUGGGCAAUGACUUUGGCUUUCCGUCUCCUGCCCCAGGAACCGGCGACGCCAACCCUGCUGUGUCUGAAGAUGCCUUAUUCAGGGACAAGUUGAAACACAUGGGAAAAUCCACCCGGAGGAAGCUGUUUGAACUGGCCAGGGCCUUCUCGGAGAAGACCAAGAUGAGGAAGUCAAAGAGGAAACACUUGUCGAAGCAUCAGUCGCUGGGGGCUGCAGUGUCAACAGCCAAUCUCCUGGACGACGUGGAGGGCCACACGUGUGAUGAAGACUUCCGGGGAAGGCGACAGGAGGCGCCCAAGGUGGGGGAAGCCGUAAGGGAAGGACAGUAAGAGAUGCCAGCAGUUCCUCCUUGCCGGAGAAGAUCUGACCCGGCAGAGGCAGCCGGAGAGCAAAACCGGCCCCCAGCUGAAGAGCCAGCUGCAGCUGGACAGAUGGUGCUUGAGUGCCGAGGCCCAGGGAUUCUCCGGCCACAGUCCAGCCCAGCCACUGCCACUGCCACUUUCCAUGGGACUUGGAACUUCGGAGCUGUGUGCUGUGACUGGAUGAAGGACCUGGGGGGCGGCAGCCAUCGACAGCCCCUUUUGUAGCCAGGCUGUUCUAUGGGCAAUGAGUGGAAAUGCAGGAUCCAACCUCCAACCCUCCUUCUUAAAAAAAAAAAAAACAAAAGUCCCAGAAAACAGGCAAAAAUUGGAGUGCCCGAAAGGGCAGGAUGACCCUACCAGAGGCUCUUUUGCCUGAAGGUAGAGCCCCUGCCCUUGCCCAUCUCUCCUGCUGAGCCACGGACACUGCCUGGUCCCCACCCACCCCUGACCCCAGCACCCUCUGGGCACCUUGGGCCCUUUAUUCCCACGGCCUCCUGCAUCUCAGCCUUUCCUGGGGCCGCUAACCCUCAGCACAACCCCUGCACAGAGCUCUUGGUGGGGGAGCCCUGGGCAGUCACUUGGGCUCCCUCUGAGGAGUGAUGGGCCCCCGAAGAGAGGUAUCUGCUGACUGCCCUGCCUGGGCCCCUGUGGCUGCCUCCGUUAGGGGCUGGCUAGGGCCCCCAGCAGGGAUGGGGAGGGUGGCCACCCCGGAGCUGGAGGACUUUGGCUAGGCAGGGGGAGUCUUUGGCAGAAGACAAAAGCCAGUUCUGGAUGGGACCUUGAAGUCACACAACAGUGAGGCUCACAGGAGCUCUGACCCCCCCCUGGCUGGACUAGAAGUUCUUCUGCCACUAAGGGUGGGCAGCAGCGGGUUCUGAAGUGAUCCUGGGGAAGGUGCAGGACUGAGAAGCAAGGUGAAGAGGCUGCCAGCCUGGGUGGGAGGCCUGGGGCAGAAGGGCUUGCUGGGUGCCCCUUGCCGAGAGAGCGCGACAAGGUGAAAGAUCCGAGGAGGAAAACUCUCGGUUCUACAGA
Messenger RNA from Equus quagga, 3034 nucleotides. It is a transcript of the gene CUEDC1, whose product is annotated as CUE domain containing 1. Lineage: Eukaryota; Metazoa; Chordata; Mammalia; Perissodactyla; Equidae. The transcript has 11 exons. Gene Ontology annotation, molecular function: ubiquitin binding. The record is from RefSeq and is a predicted model, not a curated record. The coding region runs from base 809 to 1969 and encodes 386 amino acids.